This is a messenger RNA of Aspergillus candidus, 559 nucleotides long. RefSeq lists its product as uncharacterized. The record is from RefSeq and is a predicted model, not a curated record. The coding region runs from base 4 to 483 and encodes 159 amino acids. The transcript has a single exon. Lineage: Eukaryota; Fungi; Ascomycota; Eurotiomycetes; Eurotiales; Aspergillaceae.
CGCAUGGAUCGCUUGGUUAAGAAGUACGUACGUGUACGUGGUACCGUAUGGUACAUACAGAGACACAACGCUACACUGGGAGGAUUGUGUACCGACAGGUAUCAUCAACAUCAUCCUCCUCCCAUCCCACCUGGAAGCUUAUUGAUGGUGUCCCUGCAUAACUGUCCGGGACGGAAGCCGAAUUCCUAUCCUGGGUUACAGCUGACCUGUUUUUGUGAUUUGUCGCAUUCUCUUGCAUAUGAAUUCCUUCUGAUUACUGAGGGACUGUGGGAGCUGUCUACGGAGUAUGUAUGGAUAUCCUACCAUAUGGAGGAAGCAGAAAGGGGUGAAAUGAAGGUCUCACGCCGAUCAAGUGCGCGUCGGAGGAAUGUCUCAGGGGGGGUCUUGGAAUGGAGGGAAUCGUCAGGAGGCUGGUCAUUUCUUUCCCCCGUUCCUUUUGAUCUCUUGCUGGUUUUCCCUCUCUUUCUUUUUUUGGUCUGUUGAUCUUGUUGGAAUUUUUGGGGUCGACCAUGCAGGGAUGUUUGUGGGAUCGUGGUCAGCCCUUACCCUGAGCCCUACA